Molecule: messenger RNA, 1487 nt
Organism: Pocillopora verrucosa
Lineage: Eukaryota; Metazoa; Cnidaria; Anthozoa; Scleractinia; Pocilloporidae
Product: large ribosomal subunit protein bL32m-like
Biological process (GO): translation
Cellular component (GO): mitochondrial large ribosomal subunit
Molecular function (GO): structural constituent of ribosome
Source: RefSeq, a predicted model, not a curated record
CAUGGCGUCUAUUUUAGCGUGGAAGCAAGUGGGAAGUGUGCUACGAAACUUCCUUGCUUUGGAAGAGCGGAUGUUGUACAAUCUUCGAAUUAUCUACGCAAGGCAGUACUUACCAGUUUAUGCUUUGUCGGGGAACAUUGUUUCGUCCAUCGAAUCGACUGAAUGCUUACAAACAGAAAGACACACCGAUGAUGGAUAUUUAUUAAUGGCAGUUCCUAAGAAGAGGACCACGGUACACAAACGGAAAUUGAGAAAUCGGCACAAGCAGCUUAAGAACAGAACGGACAUCGAGAUCUGUGCAGUAUGCGGUAACUACAAGGUGGAGGGUCAGUUGUGCGGUUACUGUGUGGAAAGAAUAAAGAAGGAAACGAAAGAGUUUCGAAAGGAGAAAAACGAAGAUUCGAUUCAAUGGCCAGUACCGGAGUUUUUGAAAAAGUUCAGAACAUAGUGAGUUGUGGAACUAAUACCAUUAAGGCCUCUGCUAUUUUUUACCGAAAAGCGAUACUUGCAACGAGAGGGCUUUGGUUUGAGUGCAAAGUUGUGGUCCCCAUUCAAUGAAUUUUGCCAUCAAGCUCAGUUUCCAUAUUUUUCAUGGCUGCUUUGUUCAGCAAGACCUUGAAACAUGAUGACCUUGUACUGAUAAGAAACAUUUUGUUAUCUGUUGUUUGGAAUUUUAUUUUCGUGGAUCUUACCUGAUGGCGGUGUAGCUGUUUGUUGUGUGCAGGGCAAAAUGUUUACGUUAUGCAUGCCCUAAGUACUAUUUCGAUGUAAUGUGAAACAACCAUGAAAGAACUGAAAAUGACCUUUUUGUUAAUAAGUAAAAUGAAAAGGAGGAGGACAUUAUAGCAUAACUCCCCUGUGGCCUCAAAUCACUAAAAUUGCUGGCUCCCAUUUUGCACUCUGACCAGGCUCAAUUGCCAGCCACUGUUAGGAAAACGAGUUGGGCCUCGUCCCCCCCAACCCCUCCCCUCCCCCUUCCCCCCAUUCCCCAAAGGCGUGGUUGGAUCUGCUGUUCAGGCAUCCAGAGAAAACAGCAGAAAAACAGCAGUCGUCAAGCAUUAGAUACAGAGUGAUUCUUGUAAUGCAAAUCAAGUUCACAUUCUUCAUGUCGGCAUACCAAGGAAAGACUUAAUUGCUAUAAAAUUCUGACCCACAGACUGACACCUAAGUAGAUUUUUACAUGAAACAGGCAGAUCCAGUACCAAUCACAUUUUUUGAGUCAGCCCUUUAACCCCAAAGAGUGACUAGCAUCUAAUUUCUCUAUUCAUUAUAACUUCUUAAUCAAAUGUUAACAGUAUAAGAAUAAAGGAAAUGACCACCAACCGAAGAAUCUCUUUAUUAUCAAACAAAUUCUCCUUGUCAGCACUUUAGGAAAUGUAUUGCGAACAGUAUGGAGAAUAUGCAUACUGAUGUUAGGGUGUAAUGGGUGAAGGGCUGAGCAGAUUUUCAUCAGGCAUUCAUCUUAUUAGUAAUAACAAAUAUUAAAG